UAAAAUUUUAAUAAGAAGUUAUGAAUGUUCCCAGAAAAAGACGCCGUUUCUGAUUCGAAGAAUAAGAAUCAUCAAGAACUGAUUUAUAUCUACCCAUUCCCAAAACUAGAAUUGAAGUUCCCAAGUAAAUCCUUAUUCGUGAAUCCUUAGAUACCCAAUAGAAAAAAACAAAAGAAAAGAAAAGAAAAGGCUCCCUUUUAAGUAAUUCACCAGGGAUAGAUCGUUGAGAGGUCCAGUCCCAGAUGGGCCAUUCUUUUACAACACUUUGAUUGAAAAGUUGAAGAAAAGCAAAUACUUCUGUUACGCGCGCUUUGUCUUUGUCUUUGCCUUUGCCAUUGACUGGAUAGACUUGCCAGAGAAACUGUUAUGAAACAACUUAGCAAAUAAGUUUCUUUCUUUUAUUAGAAAAAAAUAUCUUUUUUUAUAAAGGCCUGGUCUUGGACUUGGAUGGAGGAAGUUGCUGUUUUACAAUCAUUGAGCUACUAAAGGCUUGUUCUUGCAGUUUGACCAACUGGGCUGUUUUAACUUAGGCUUAAAAAUCUUGAUGGCAACACGGCAUGCUGAAUCUUCGUCUUCAAGGGAAUCGCUGUCUAGAGGUGCAGAUGAUGAUACUGUUUAUGUUGCAGUAGGAAAAGACUUCGAAGAAAACAAGUUGAAUUUGUUAUGGGCAUUAGAGAACUUUCCUGGCAAGAAAUUUUGUAUUCUUCAUGUUCAUCAGCCUGCUAAAAUGAUCCCUUUGGUUGGUGGACAAUUUCCAGCUAGUAGACUUAACCAACACGAGCUGAGGGAAUUCCAAGAACUUGAAAGGAAGAUUAUGCACAAGAUCCUGGAUGAUUACCUUUCUUUGUGUCACCAAGUAGAAGUCCAUGCAGAAAAGCUGUGUACUGAGAUGGAUGAAAUUGGGAGGGGCAUUUUGGAACUCGUUUAUCAGCAUGACAUUAAGAAGCUUGUUAUGGGAGCAGCAGCAAACAAGCACUAUUCAGACGAAAUGAUGGAUCUCAAGUCCAAGAAGGCCAAAUAUGUCCAGCGACUUGUGCCUCAUUCCUGUCAGAUUUGGUAUAUCUGCAAGGGCUACUCCAUAUGCUCUUGGGAAGCUAAUUCUACAUCCUCUGCCACCAAUGGGUUUGGAGACUCAACAUCUUUUUUGCAUCACAGAACUGAAGGAGGCGGACUUGAGUUAGAAUCACGUGAAGUGCCAGAAUCAGAGGAUGAUACUCAUAAUGUCGACAUAUUGGAUGGUAGUAGUAUUGAUCAACUUUAUGGUCAAGCAAUGUUGGAAGCUGAAAAAUUUAAACAAGAAGCAUUUGAAGAGUAUCUUAGGCGGGGGAAAGCUGAAAAGACUGCCAUUAAGGCCGUUUGCAGGGCUAAAGCAUUGGAAAGCUUGUAUGCUAGGGAGUUGAGGUACAGGAAAGAAACUGAGGAAGCACUAGCAAGAGAGAAGGAAGACCAUCAAAGGACAAAAAAACAGCGGGAUGAGGAUCGAUUGGUUACUAUGGAUCAGAGAUUAUUACAACAAAUCCAAGUUUCAGAGUUGAAUGAUGAGAUUUUUUCUGUUGUGGAACAGUGCAAAGAAUAUAAGAAAGAAAGAGAUAUGUUGCAGGUAGAGCAAGACAAUGUUUUCAAAUUAGUGCAGGAGCUUUCAGGAACGCAAGCAGGUGGCGCCUCAUGUUCACAAAUGCACGAGUCUCUCUUCAACUUCUCUAUGUCAGAAAUUCUGGAAGCAACUUGCAACUUUGACCCAUUGUUGAGGAUUGGGGAAAGUGGCCAUGGGGACAUUUAUAAAGGCAUUGUUCGUCACACUGCAGUAGUUAUAAAGGUGCUGAGCUCAGAUAGCACGGAAGGGCCUAUAGAGUUUCAACAGGAGGUUGAAUUAUUGAGUAAAUUGAGGCAUCCUAAUGUGGUCAUCCUCAUUGGUGUAUGCUUAGAGGCUUGUGCUUUAAUUUAUGAAUGUUUGCCAAAUGGAAGCCUUGAAGACCGACUCAGUUGUAACGACAACAGUUCCCCCUUGCCUUGGCAAGCUCGAACACUCAUAGCAAUUCAGUUAUGCUCUAUCCUUAUAUUCCUCCAUUCAAGUAACCCUGACAGCAUUGUACAUGGUGAUCUAAAGACGGGAAAUGUUCUCCUGGAUGAUAACUUUGCAUGCAAACUCAGUGACUUCGGAAUUUGUCGAGCAAAUUCUCUUCUUGAAAAUUCAAGGGGCGCCACUUGCGACCACCUGGAUCCUCAUUUCCUUACUACAGGAGAACUGUCUCCCACGUCGGACACUUACUCAUUUGGAAUUAUAUUGUUCCAGUUAUUGACAGGAAGAUCAGCCUUUAGCGUAGUAAAUGAUAUCAGAGAUGUCAUAGAUGAGGGAAGUGUAAGUUUGUUCUUGGAUCCCUUAGCUGGAGAUUGGCCAAUUGUACAAGGGAAGCAAUUGACUCGUCUGGCUUUGAAUUGCUGCAAUAUGAACCCAAGUAGCCGACCAGACCUUGUGUCAGAGGUGUGGAGGGUGCUUGAACCAAUGAGAGCAUCUUGCUCAACAUCGCUCCAGUUUGGUUCUCAAGAUACUGAACAGCCUCCAUCGUACUUCGUUUGUCCUAUUUUACAGGAAGUGAUGCAAGAUCCUCAUGUGGCAGCAGAUGGAUUUACCUAUGAAGCAGGGGCUCUGACUGGCUGGCUGGAGAGUGGCCACAACACUUCGCCUAUGACAAACCUCGUGCUUCCGCAUUUAAAUCUUGUUCCCAACCGUGCUCUUCGUUCUGCAAUUCAGGAGUGGCAGCAACAGCAUUGAAAUUCCUUAAAUGAUUCCUGAUCUUAAGGUUUGCAGUCGGCAGUCAUGUUCAGUGUAAUGCAGGAAAGAAAGCAGAAGCACCGAAUUGUAGUUUGCUUGCUUAUCGUGGAAAGUAUAUAUAUAUAUAGUUUCAUGUU
Molecule: messenger RNA, 2910 nt
Organism: Ricinus communis (castor bean)
Lineage: Eukaryota; Viridiplantae; Streptophyta; Magnoliopsida; Malpighiales; Euphorbiaceae
Product: U-box domain-containing protein 33
Exons: 9
Coding region: 545-2773 (742 amino acids)
Biological process (GO): protein phosphorylation; protein ubiquitination
Molecular function (GO): ubiquitin-protein transferase activity; protein kinase activity; ATP binding
Source: RefSeq, a predicted model, not a curated record